GAGACUGCGAGGAAUUAAAGGACUACCCUCUUCGAUUUGAACCUCUCUCGAAAUACAAGUUUUAAUCACUCCACGAGAAUGAAUCUACGACUCUCCGGUCGGGAGGCUGUGAAACAGAACGGGGUCGGGGAGAAAGUAGAUGGCUGAGGAAAGCGUUUGGCUGCUGGGUGCUGGGCUGGGGAGAUGUUCCGAACAGCCAUCAUGAUGGCUGCCAGCCUGGCCUUGACCUCUGCAGUGGUGGCACACGCCUAUUAUCUUAAGCACCAGUUCUACCCGACGGUGGUGUACCUGACGAAGUCCAGUCCCAGCAUGGCGGUGCUGUACAUUCAAGCUUUUGUCCUGGUGUUCCUGUUAGGCAAAUUCAUGGGCAAAGUGUUUUUCGGACAGCUCCGAGCAGCGGAAAUGGAGCAUCUGCUUGAGCGGUCAUGGUAUGCAGUGACCGAGACCUGCCUUGCCUUCACAGUCUUCAGGGAUGACUUCAGCCCCCGUUUUGUGGCCCUCUUCACUCUCCUCCUCUUCCUCAAGUGCUUCCACUGGCUGGCUGAGGACCGUGUGGACUUUAUGGAGAGGAGCCCAAACAUUUCCUGGCUCUUCCAUUUUCGCAUUGUCUCUCUGAUGCUGCUCCUGGGCAUUCUGGAUUUCCUGUUUGUCAGCCAUGCCUACCACAGCAUCCUCACACGGGGAGCCUCCGUCCAGCUGGUCUUUGGCUUUGAGUAUGCUAUCCUCAUGACGAUGGUGCUCACCAUCUUCAUCAAAUACAUCCUGCACUCCAUCGACCUCCAGAGCGAGAACCCUUGGGACAACAAGGCCGUCUACAUGCUCUAUACAGAGCUCUUCACAGGAUUCAUCAAGGUCCUCUUGUACAUGGCCUUCAUGACCAUCAUGAUCAAAGUGCACACCUUCCCACUGUUUGCCAUCCGACCCAUGUACCUGGCUAUGAGGCAGUUCAAGAAAGCUGUGACAGAUGCAAUCAUGUCCCGCCGAGCUAUUCGCAACAUGAACACCUUGUACCCUGAUGCCACUCCAGAAGAACUGCAGGCCAUGGACAACGUGUGCAUUAUCUGCCGGGAGGAGAUGGUAAUGGGUGCAAAACGCCUGCCUUGCAACCAUAUAUUCCACACCAGCUGCCUGCGGUCCUGGUUCCAGCGCCAGCAGACCUGUCCCACGUGCCGGAUGGACGUCCUCCGAGCCUCCCUCCCCACUCAGUCGCAGACGCCCCCUGAGCAACAGGAGGGAGGGCAGCAGCAGCCGCAGCAGCAUCAGACUCCACUGAUCCCUCAGCCGCCAAACUUUCCCCAAGGCAUCCUGGCCCCUUUCCCCCCAGGGAUGUUCCCGCUGUGGCCGCCCAUGGCCCCCUUCCCUCCAGUGCCUGGCGUCCAGCCACCCAACAACGCAGACAAUGCUUCAGCAGCCGCUCCCUCCACCUCAGGAACACAAACGUCGGCAGGCGCCUCGAGGCCCAGCGGCGAUUCAGCAUCCGGAUCAGACACCGCGGCCCCUGCAGGGACGGUGCCUGGUUUCGCCUUCCCUCCGCCUUGGAUGGGGAUGCCGUUCCCACCUCUCUUUGGUUUCCCUCCGAUGCCGGUACCACCAUCUGGGUUUGCUGGGCUGACAGAGGAAGAGCUGCGGGCCAUGGAAGGCCAUGAGCGGCAGCAUUUGGAAGCCCGUCUCCAGUGCCUGCAGAACAUCCACACACUCCUUGACGCUGCCAUGCUGCAGAUCAACCAGUAUCUCACUGUGUUGGCAACGAUCGGGACGCCCCGAACUGCACAGCCACCAAGUGCCCCAGCCGCUUCAGCUCCCCCUUCGGAGACCCCCAGCCCUGUACCUGGCACAAGUGAACCCACCACCACUUUCCAGUCUGCAGACAGCACCUCUUCACCAGCAGAAGAAACAGACGCGGCAGGUCAAGCAGAUCUGUCCCCAGCAGCAGCAGCCAGUGCCAAGGGCUACACAGAGCCAUCUGGCCAGGAGCAGGAUGGAGCUCAAUCUUCCCCAGAGGAACCAGACACUGCAGAGCUGCGCAGGCGCCGACUUCAAAAACUGGAAUUUCCUUCUUCCUCCUCCCAUUGAUGUCCCUGCUGCCCCCUCCCAGCCUGUGCUAUUUCUUUCCCUUUUCCAAAAAAAAGAAAAAAAGACGAAGAAAAGCAACAUGUGGUGAGAGAAAGGAGACCUGGAUGCCUUUUACUUGCGCUACUGAGCGCUGAUGUGAUACACGGCCGCCUCUGGGGAGGGGGGGGGCGCACACUUUUCUGCAGGACCGGAGAGGGUGGGAGGGGGACGCGCCUCCAAAACUUGACUCUGCCUUGAUUUCUAACUCUUAAAACAAAGCGACUGCCCAUCCUACAACAUAGACCAGUCUUACUCUGACCCCCUCACAGAAGGACAGCAAUGCCUCUAGUUCCCAAGUCUGUCUCGUCUCAGCCAGACGGACUCUUACUCCACGGGAGCAGCCUCAGGAAGGCCCCCCUUCCCUUUUGCACACCAUCUCCUGGCUGAAAGUGUUUCCCCAUCAACAGUUUUGGAGGGUGGCUUCUCCUGCGGGCAGUUUGUUUUUGUUUGUUUAGUUCUCCAUUUCUGAUUCUGUGACGGGAUUUUUAGGUGGGUUCUUUGCUGGAUAUUUCUGAGCAAAGCAGCCUUUUCGAUUUUGGGGAGGGGGGGGUGGAGGCCAACUGGAUGGAACAUAUGCUUGACAUUUUUGUAGAUGCUUUUUCACAGUAGCUGUUUUAAGGCCACAGCUUCCCACCGCAAGGUCUUUUUUUACCCUCCCAAACAAACA
Lacerta agilis (Sand lizard) is the source of this 2779-nucleotide messenger RNA. It is a transcript of the gene SYVN1, whose product is annotated as synoviolin 1. The record is from RefSeq and is a predicted model, not a curated record. The coding region runs from base 184 to 2073 and encodes 629 amino acids. The transcript has 16 exons. Lineage: Eukaryota; Metazoa; Chordata; Lepidosauria; Squamata; Lacertidae. Gene Ontology annotation, cellular component: cytoplasm.